Rotaria sordida is the source of this 924-nucleotide messenger RNA. The record is from the annotation of a GenBank genome assembly. Lineage: Eukaryota; Metazoa; Rotifera; Eurotatoria; Philodinida; Philodinidae.
AUGUUUGUUCCAAAAAAAAAAGUAGAAAAGAAGACAAAAUCAAUUGUACCUUGUUCAGCAUUAACACGGCAAUUAUUUAAUCAUACGGAUAAUAAGAACUAUGAAGAAGAAUUCGCAAUUCCAUUAUGGGAAUAUAAUAACGAAAGAUAUACAUGGUCACAAAAACCACAUUAUCAAAAUAAAUCAACAAGUCAUUGGAAGAAUUUUCGAGUUCUUACAUAUAAUAUUUGGUUUUCAAAAAAUUAUCAACCAAUGCGUUUUAACAGUCUUUGUGGCAUAUUAAAUAAAUCCGAAGCACAAAUAAUCGGUUUACAAGAAAUGGCAAAAAAUAUUCUCAAACAACUUUUGACACAACUAUUUGUUCAAGAACGAUAUUAUAUAUCCGAUGUUGAUGGUCAUACAUUCAAUAGUUCAUAUGGUGUUGUCUUAUUAAUCGACAAUCGUCUUAAUAUUUCUAAUUUAAAUUUAAUUGAUUUUCCACAGUCAAUAAUGGGUCGUCGUUUAAUAUUUGCAGAAAUUAAAUUAGAUCAAAAUGAAAUACUUCGUAUUGAUAUUUGUCGAAAAGUACUAACUCGUUCUCCAAGUAGUUGCAUUUUGAUGGGAGAUUUUAAUUUUUCUGCAGAUGAUCAAGAAAAUACCGAUCAAUUUAAUAGGCUACCGCAAUGGAUUGAUGUUUGGACUUCCUUAAUGAAUUCUCAUAAUCAUGGUUUCACAUUUGAUACAGAAACAAAUUUUACGAUAAAUCUUCAUCAUAAAAUGCCAAAACAAGCAAGAUAUGAUCGAAUUAUUUUACACAGUCAAACGAUUAUUCCUAUUCAAAUUCAAAUUUUAGGAAAUCAACCUAUCGCUAGUCAAGAACAAUUUCAAAUUUUUCCAUCAGAUCAUUUUGGUUUGACAGCAGUUUUUCAAAAGAAAAAAAAAUAA